Molecule: messenger RNA, 1027 nt
Organism: Macadamia integrifolia
Lineage: Eukaryota; Viridiplantae; Streptophyta; Magnoliopsida; Proteales; Proteaceae
Product: NADH dehydrogenase [ubiquinone] flavoprotein 2, mitochondrial
Exons: 10
Coding region: 95-868 (257 amino acids)
Biological process (GO): mitochondrial electron transport, NADH to ubiquinone
Molecular function (GO): NADH dehydrogenase activity
Source: RefSeq, a predicted model, not a curated record
CGCACCACCUGCAAAAUUUCAGAGAGCAAAAACCUGUUAAGUUCGACGACUUUCUUCCAUUUCUGCCCCCACCUCUGCGCAUCGAUACGUAACAAUGUUCGCGCCAGCAGCUCGUCUUGCGAGCAAGAGAUUGCUCGAGAUCCAUCAAUUAUUUCGUCAAUCUCCACAGACAUCUCGUUCUUUCUCCACUGCUCUGAAUUACCAUAUUGAUUCACCGGAUAACAAUCCCGAGACCCCGUGGGAGUUUAGCGAUGUGAAUAUGGAAAAGGCCAAAGAAAUAAUGUCUCACUACCCAUCCAACUACAAGCAAUCUGCAGUCAUCCCCCUACUGGAUCUUGCACAGCAACAACAUGGAGGGUGGCUACCUGUUUCAGCAAUGAAUGCGGUGGCUAAGGUUAUAGAAGUUGCUCCAAUUCGUGUAUAUGAAGUUGCGACAUUUUAUUCAAUGUUCAACCGGACAAGGGUUGGGAAAUAUCAUCUCUUGGUCUGUGGCACAACACCUUGUAUGAUACGAGGAUCUCGUGAAAUAGAAGAAGCCUUACUGAAUCACCUGGGAGUGAAGCGCAAUGAGGUAACAAAGGAUGGCAUGUUUUCUGUUGGAGAAAUGGAAUGCAUGGGUUGUUGUGUUAAUGCUCCCAUGAUUACCGUGGCUGACUACUCCAAGGGUUCAGAAGGAUACACUUACAAUUAUCAUGAGGAUGUUACUCCAAAGCGAGUUGUUGAGAUUGUUGAGAUGUUGAGAAGGGGGGAAAAACCACCGGUUGGCACACAGAAUCCACAACGAAUAAUGAGUGGACCUGAAGGAGGGAACAAGACUUUGCUAAGUGAGCCAACCCCUCCCCCAUGCCGGGACCUUGAUGCAUGCUAAUUUAAAAUAGAAAAUGUUAUUCCCAAUAAUGCAAAUAUUGGAUAUUUGAUUGGUCUCCCUUCAUCUGAGGCUCUGUUAUUGUUAUAUGCUCUACCAUUUGGGUCGAUCUGCCUGCAUGGUUUUCAAUUAGCGAUUAAUAUAUUUGAGUUUCUUCAUAAA